This is a messenger RNA of Atta colombica, 2823 nucleotides long. RefSeq lists its product as uncharacterized. The record is from RefSeq and is a predicted model, not a curated record. Gene Ontology annotation, molecular function: RNA polymerase II cis-regulatory region sequence-specific DNA binding; DNA-binding transcription factor activity, RNA polymerase II-specific. Gene Ontology annotation, cellular component: nucleus. Gene Ontology annotation, biological process: regulation of transcription by RNA polymerase II. Bases 61 to 2823 code for a protein of 920 amino acids. The transcript has 6 exons. Lineage: Eukaryota; Metazoa; Arthropoda; Insecta; Hymenoptera; Formicidae.
CCUGUUGUUCGCGAACGAGGAAUUGAGGAAUGUAGAUAUACCGUAAACGUGAAUGCCAUCAUGAACACCAAAAGAAAUCCGCAGCAUGUAUCAAAUUUGUACAACGGAGGUAAUCCCGGUACUGUAGGAAGGGACAGUCCAUCGGCAUUGUUAGAAGUACUUGCAGAAGUCGCAUCUCAAACGCUGCACUCAGAAAAGAAACAUAUUAACUCGAUGCUGACGUUGCAAUUCAAACCUAAAACUACGAGUAUGAAACGAAAAGAAUCGUGUUUUACUGUUUCUCAACUCGCAUCUAUGCCUGUUUCACAUCUUGUUAAGCAAUUUGCCGUUUUUACAAGCGAUGAGCUCAAAAGACAAUAUUCUUACACUUGUGCAUUAAUGCCUGGUUGCCAUGAGAAAUAUACUAGUUUUGCUAGUGAAGAAAAAGCGAGAGCAUGCAUAAAAAUUCACCUAGAGAAGCAUUUAGAACAGCUAAAAGCUGAUAAAGAGACUUAUGAUACAUUUACAGCAAAAAGUAUAAAUCAUAAGAAUCUCAAAACUAAUUUACAAAAUAAGAAAAGUCGGAUGCAACAGAUAAAGAAACCACAAGAAACAUUAAAUAAGGAGAAUAAAGACAUAAUAUUGGAAAAGCCCACCAAUUGUUUACGUAAAAUAUUUUUGAACGAUAUUAAUAUUAAAGAAAAUGAGAAGCAGAAAUGUUUUCAGAAAUCGGAAAAUAAGGAAGUGUGUGACACUGAAUUAAAAAAUAUUUCACAAAUAGAUAAUAAGGUUCUUGGCGAUCAUAGUUAUUCCGAACGAUUAAGUGAUACACCUAAUACAAAAAAAACAUCUCUCGAUAAUAUUCCUGAUAAUGCAGGAGAAGAAAAUAUUGUAUUGAUGGUUGUUGGUACUGAUAGUGUACAUAUGAAAGAGUAUUCUCAUGUCCAUCAGAAAUUAGCUGAAAAUUGUCAAGAUUCUAAUAUUUGUUCACCAGAUGAAACUCAAAUCAGCACAAAAUCAAACACAGAGAUAUGUCCAACUACCAAGCCUAAAGGAAAAGCAAAGUUUAUUGGCACUAGCAAAGAAGAAAGAGAAAUGGCAUUAGCAUAUAUAGAACGUAUUAAGAAGAAGGGUAAUCCUACAGGGAACAAUCUUCAAUGUCGCAUUUGCGACCCCCCUCGUAGUUUCACAGCGCCUACAACUUUAGUGUCUCAUUAUCGAAGUCACGCUGGAAUAAAACCAUACGAGUGUCGGAUAUGUAAAGCUGUUUUUACGAGAAGGCACAGUUUGAAAUAUCAUACAUUAAUUCAUCAAAAUCAGACUCGUUUUACAUGUACAGAUUGCGGAAAAAAGUUUAGGCAUCCAUCUCAUUUUAGAGAACAUCAACGUAGGCAUACUGGAGAAGCACCAUUCGGAUGUGAUGAUUGUGGACAACGGUUUAAAACCAGAAAUACUUAUAAACGUCAUUUAAAAACACGACAUAAUAAAAUCCUUACUACAUUUGGUGAAGUUUUACAUCCUCCACAAGAAGAAUAUCAAAAUGUUCGAAUUAAUCGAAAAAAGAAAGAUGAUUCUCCAAAAGCUACAAUAAAUAUCAAUAACAUCGCAUCCAAUGCAAUAGUAAGGUUUGAAAACCAUGACGAAACGCAAGUUACUACAAAUACAACAGAAGAAUAUGUUCUAAAAGAUGGUAUUGAUAGUAACAGAAACUGGGAAACAAAUGAUAUAAUACAAAUUGAUAAAUUUGAGAGUUUUGAGAUUUGUUCGGAAUCUCAAUUGAAUAAGACUGAUGGUAUAGAGACUGAAAUAGCUAUAGAGUGUAAAUACCCCGAUAGGAAGAACAGCAAUGUGGAAUGUAUUGAUAGUAUAGAGGAUGGCCUGCUGCAAUUAAAAAAUUCUUUUUACGAUAAUUUAAGAGUAACUGAUAAUGAAGAGAAUCAUGUUUGUCAACAUAAUAUCGAGAAUCAAGAUUAUGAAUGUAAUAAUGAAAUAAAAUGUAAAGUCAAUUCUAAAAGUGAAACAUCAAAAGAAGAAAUACAAAAAGAUGAGGAAGUAAUUGAUGAAAUAAAUACAGAUUUUCCAGAAAAACAAGGUAAAAGCAACUUGCAAUUGUUGCAAGAAACGCACGAUUAUCAUAAGAAGAUAUUCAAUAGUGACGUACAAGACAAAAACAUAACAUAUUUAAAAAUAGCGCAAACAGAAGCUACAAAUUCCAAUGAAAAUGAUCAAAAAUAUGAUGAAAAAUAUGUCAUUAUACAGAAUGAUGUCACGAAUGAAAAUCCUACUAAUGCAUAUAAUCCUAAAUAUGCAAAUAAUAUUGAUAUUGAAAAUAAAGAAUAUCCGGGAAAUAACAUCUUCUGUGCACAGGUUGUAUAUGAAAAUAUUAAUAUUUUGCAAGCAUUCAAUGAAGCUAGUGAAGAGAUUAUUCUAGAAAAUCAAAAUAACGUAUUGCAAGAAAGCGAAUGUAUAACUCAAUCUGUUGCGACUGAUGUGGUAGAAAUAUUAAAUGUUUCUUCAAAAGAGAGUAGAGAAACAAAUCAAGAAACCAAUCAACGACAAAGUCAUCAGUAUUUAUACGUCCGUUCCGAACAGUUAAGUACAUUAAUUGCUCAGAAUAAAUACGUAACUAUACCGCUACAUCAAAUCAAGUUGUGUCGCAAUCAUGGAUUGCAAGCGAAAGUGGACAAUCACCGAUCGAUAUAUAUCAUAAAUGAGGAUAUACAAACAAUUAUAAAGCAAUCUGAGAAACAAAAUACGAUUUUAAUUUUAUCUAGUGAUAUCUGCAAGAACAGCAUUUUUCAAAUUGACAAAAAUAGUAUUAUUGUCAAAGCUCUAAAGAGAUAG